Messenger RNA from Megalobrama amblycephala (Wuchang bream), 1261 nucleotides. RefSeq names its product neuropeptide B (gene npb). Lineage: Eukaryota; Metazoa; Chordata; Actinopteri; Cypriniformes; Xenocyprididae. The transcript has 2 exons. Gene Ontology annotation, biological process: G protein-coupled receptor signaling pathway; feeding behavior. Bases 36 to 434 code for a protein of 132 amino acids. Gene Ontology annotation, molecular function: G protein-coupled receptor binding. The record is from RefSeq and is a predicted model, not a curated record.
CAUAGAUCAAAACACACGUUUGGGUCAAGUGCGCAAUGGAGAGGUCCGUCAGAUCCGUGCUGGUGUUCGUGGCUGUUUCCAUCCUCAUCUCUAGCCAUCCUACAGACGCCUGGUACAAGCAGUCCACCGGGCCGAGCUACUAUUCCGUCGGGAGAGCCUCGGGUUUGCUGUCCGGGAUCCGGAGGUCGCCGUAUGUGCGCAGAUCUGAGAGCGAAUCAGCGCUGGACAGCGGCGAGACCCCCGGCGUCUCCAACAGCGUGAUACCCGACCUCAGCAGCAGACAAACGCCAGUCCUUAAAAACAUGGCCAUCUGCGUAAAGGACAUUUCUCCAAACCUACAGAGCUGUGAGCUGGUUCAGGACGGUUCGAGCACGUUUCGGUGCAAAGCAGACGUGUUUCUCUCGCUCGAUUCGCUGGACUGCUUCACCUCCUGAGCGGAACCCGUCUCUCUCUCUCUCCCUCCCCGACCCAAAGUCUCUUCAUUUCAGGAGUAUUUACAGCCAAGGCAGUGAGGCGCGCUGUUGACAUUGAAUGUUUACUUGAUUUACACCAGGGAUGUUCAGCGCUGCUCCCGAAGAUCUGCUUUCCUGCGAUGUUUAGUUCUCUAGCGAUGCUAAUCAUUUUUAAACUGCAAUUUAUAUUCUAAAUCUAUUAUUUUCUGUGAACGUGCGGGACUAGCCGCUAUAGGUAAAUAACUAGUGAGGUAAACGGCAAAACUAUGUGCGCAACAAAACAGUGCGUUUAUAACUACGACAAUACAUUCAAAUAAUACCAGUUUGAAUAUCGAGCAGCAUAACGAGCUGUUUUGUACGGCUAAAAAAGCCGAGGAAAGCCUCGCACAUCCGUUAAAAAUGCUGUUUUGCGACACACAAAAAAUUGAUAAUUUUUUAAAUGAAGUGAAAUCAGCCAGGCAGAUAUUGGUUUAGUAUAUAGCGAAUGCGAAAAAGUGAAGUCAAACCAAAUUCAAUUCACUUCCAGUGUGAACACACAGUUUCAGCUGUAUUUUGCAGGAAAAUGGAUCUCGGAGAGCAGUUUUGAGCACCCCUGGUUCACACAAUGUGAAGUUCGCUGCUUUAAAUUUAUAAAUAAAACAAGACAUAAAACAGAGGUAUUUUCUGUUCGAUCUGUUCUCCCUCGCGCCCACCCGUCUCCUGUACCUUCUUCCAGAUGUAUUACAUGUUCAUAAAAAGAGUUCGCUGUUAUGAGCAAAAACUUUCAAAGAUGUUUUCUUUAUUUUAUUAAACUUGAAAGAUAUACCGUU